Molecule: messenger RNA, 1614 nt
Organism: Ectocarpus siliculosus
Lineage: Eukaryota; Phaeophyceae; Ectocarpales; Ectocarpaceae
Source: the annotation of a GenBank genome assembly
GUCACGAUCUAUGGGACAAGCCCCCGCCCGGUAGAGGCAGUCGAGGGCACGCAUUCCAACUUUUGCGUAACACUUUCGGUUGUGCCACAUUCGACGAGUGGAGUGCACGGCGAGGGCAGUCUGCUGUCAAUGUUGCCAUCUCUACCCGCUGCAUCGAAAUUCACAUUAGCCGUCCUCCUUGUAGGAACCUGGCAUGGCAACGUGAGCUCUACAUCAGUGGAGGGUGGGGUAACAGAAGCUACCCUUUCACCCGUGUCAGCACCAGCACGAAACGAGGCAAUCGCAUCGGAGGGGUGGACAACGUUGAUUCUUGAUGGUGGUACCAAAAGGCAGACAGUCAUGGUCAGGAACGACGCCGACGAAACAGAGGUUUUCGCUUCGAUUGCUGAAGGCGGUCGAGAAGCCGGCAUGACUGAGCCGCAGAUCGCCGACGUUACUGCUAAGUGGAAGCUCGUCGAGAUCUGGGACAAUCCCCGCGGAGUGCUCAGCGAACAAGUCCAAGAAGGAUCCCUGUCGCUGUUAACCUCGAUUGAGCACAAGAGAUCUACCACGUCAUGGAAUGACCAGGACAAGUUUGACACUAAAAAAAUAUUUUUACCAACGCAGUAUUCUACGUCCUCAUUGUCGGGCGAUUCCUCUGCGAGAGCGUGCGCAAUGAACGAUGACCACAAGAAGAUGCUAACCCACGUGGAUGUUUGGGAAGGUGCUUCGAAGACUAUGCCAAGGAUAUUCUGCGGGAUAUUCACUCACAGGAAAAACCACUUCACGAAAGUGAAGGCGAUCAAGGAGACAUGGGCGGUCAACUGUGACGGUUUUGUGGCCUUCAGCGACGCUGCUGACCCCGACCUCCACACGUUUCAGAUCGAGCACGAGGGUCCGGAAGAGUAUGGCAACAUGUGGCAGAAAAGCAGGGCAAUUUGGAAGUAUAUCAACUUCCACUACAAGAACGACUUCGAUUGGUUCCUUCUUGGUGGCGACGACCUCUUCGUCAUCGUGGAGAAUCUGCGCAAGUAUUUGCUAUCAGACGAGAUCAUGCACGCGGCUGGGGGGGGGAUAAACGGAGGCCCAAACCCCAUGUACCUGGGAAGACGUCUACGGCCCUUCAACGACGAUGAAUGGAUAUUCAACAGCGGUGGGGCGUCGUACGUGUUGAACCAAGCGUCCGUCGGGCUGUUGGCGAGCUACUUGGACGAGGAUGCCUGCCAGCCACAUAAAAAGACCUCGUGGGAAGAUGUCAUGGUCGCGAUGUGCUUGAAGAAGAACGGCGUGGUAGCAUUCGACACGCGGGAUGCUUCUGGGCGUGAGCGCUUUCAUCCCUAUACUCCGGCGGUUCACUUCGGGUAUCGCACGCCGAUGAGACCGGAGGAUCGCCUUGUAUCGGGAAUUGUGGUUGGUGAUUGGUACAUCGGCAUGGCGAUUGACCUGAUUUUCGGUCUUGAGGGUUGCUCGAGCGACUCACUCAGCUUUCACUACGUAGAUGAAGAUCUCAUGAGGCGGCUCUACCAUUUAGUCUACUCGUGCGGCAAAGACCCGGCAGAUGCUGUAGUCCAAGCACCACAUUUGCAGCUUCAGCAAAGCAGGGCCGGGGGUCAAGAAGAAAUAGAGAGGAAAUAG